CGACAUGUGAACACUUAGGGCAGAGUCUUGUGAACAGCUUUGUAACAGUGGACUGAACGUAUCGUUAUUAGUUGGGUUUAAUGUCUGUCGACGACAUGGUGGCCCUCGUUUCAACAGCUUAACGUUAGCUAGCUGGCUAACUCUUAGCUGCUCGUGCCGGUGGACGGUUGACACACGGCACAUUAGAGGGCACAGCAGCUGUCAGAGAGAGCCUGGAAGUGUCUCGCAGUGACGGCCGUGACAUUAACAUGACCACACAAACCAGGCAGCACAGCUGUCGGCACGAUGCAGACACCGGGCAGAACCACCAACUUCAACUUUUCAUAUGAGGAGGAGACCCUGGGCUCCUCUGCUCUCUCCUCCACCAUGACCAUUGACAAGCUCUUCCCGGCUCUCUUGGAGUGCUUUGGCAUAAUUCUGUGUGGGUACAUCGCUGGGAGGGCGAACAUCAUCACCCCCACCCAGGCCAAAGGAAUGGGGAAUUUUGUGUCCAAAUUUGCCCUCCCAGCGCUCCUGUUUAAGAAUAUGGUACUGCUGGACUUUGGUAAUGUCAUCUGGCCAUUCCUCUGGAGCAUCCUCAUUGCCAAAGUGUCUGUGUUUUUCAUGGUCUGCGUCCUCACACUGAUUGUUGCCAGUCCAGAGAGUCGCUAUAGUAAAGCCGGGAUAUUCUCAAUAUUUGCCACACAAAGUAAUGACUUUGCUUUGGGAUAUCCUAUAGUUGAAGCACUUUACCAGAGCACAUAUCCAGAGUACCUCCAGUACAUCUACCUGGUUGCACCUGUGUCCCUGAUGCUCCUAAAUCCCAUCGGCUUUGCCUUCUGUGAGAUCCAGAAGUGGAAGGAUCAGGAAAACCAUCAGCAGAGCAAAUUUCUGAUCAUGGGACUUGUGGUUUUACAGGUCUUAAAGAACCCUAUGGUAUUUAUGGUUGUCAUUGGCAUCAUCGCCCACUUUGUCCUGCACCAGACAAUUCCUGCCUUCAUGGCUGAAUUUGUGGAUGGCUUGGCCAAUUCUUUCGGGGGAGCAGCUCUGUUCUACUUGGGUCUGUCGAUGGUGGGCCAGUUGAGGAAAUUGACCAGAUCCACAGUUGUUACACUGAUACUACUCAUUACCGCAAAACUGUUGCUAAUGCCCCUGAUUUGUAAGGACAUGGUGGAUCUGUUGGACAGUAGCAACACCAGCUCUUCGAACCACUCAAGCCUCUCCAAUUAUGCCUUUCUUUACGGCGUGUUUCCUACUGCACCAAGCGUGGCUAUCUAUGCUGUCUAUUAUAAUGCGGAGCUAGAAGUUGUGACCUCUGGCAUGGUGAUCAGCACUUUUCUCUCAGCUCCAAUAAUGUAUGUUUCUGCCUGGUUACUUACAAUCCCUGGGAUGGAUCCUCAGCUUUUGAUGAAUUCACUGCAGAAUGUCAGCUUUAACAUAAGCAUAGUGAGCUUAGUUGCUCUGGUGUGGACAACUGCUGUCAUGUUUUUAAGUAAGAAAUUCAAGAAGCUGCCUCACAUGUUUACUGUCAACCUUUUCUUGGCCCAGUUUCUAACUUGCAUUGGGAUGAUCCUGUGGAACUUUGUGGUGAAGGGAGAAAACUUCAUCGGGCAGGUCCUGACUUUCACAUUAUUAUGUACCUCACUCUACAGUUCAUAUGUGUGGCCAGGUUUAAUAGCACUCUCACUUGUGCUCAUGAAGAGGUUUGAGGAUCUGAAAGUUUCACCAGGCAUGUUGGUCAUUGCAGGCUGGGGGUUUCCAGCUUUAGUAACUGCUGUGUUGCUUCUUAUUGGGGAAAAAAUGCCUGACACGAUUGACUCGUCGUUCUUUUAUGGCAAACCACAGAUAAUCCUGACCACAGUCGUAGUCUCCCUCAGCAUACUGCUGGGAGGGGGCUCGCUUGUUUGUCUCAGCAGAGGAAGCUGGGCCCAGAAUGACCAAACUCAAGAGGGAAACUCUUCAUUUGACAAUGCAGAGAAUCUUGUGACUGAAAUUGAACCAGAAAACCAGACUCUGGUUGAGCCAGUCACCCCAUCAGGAGAUCUCAACAGAGCGUGCCUCAUGUGUGACUGUGGCCAACCCCAGCCCAUGCCUGACAUGAUCAUCAGCACAAAUAUGAACAACACACCAACCACAUCCACAGGUCAGUGCGAGAAUAGGUGUGAAUCAACAGACUGCCUGCUUGUCGAAGUGGAAGAGCACCAACAGGUUACAGAUAGACAAGUGGCCCGUCAUGUGCUCUUAUGUCUGCUUCUGACUGUCAGCUUGCUUGCUAACUUGUCCAGCUGCUUGUGGUUACUCUUUAACCGUAAUCCUGGUAGACUCUACCUGGAGCUGCAGUUCUUCUGUGCCGUGGCCAACUAUGGACAAGGUUUUAUCUCCUUCGCUCUGUUUGGGCUGGACAAGCAUUUGAUUAUAUUACCAUUUAAAAAGAGGUUGUACAGUCUGUGGCAUGGAAAGAAGCAAGAAGAGCAGCUGCAGAGUGAUUUGCCUGAGGAUGUCAGGAUGACCUGCAUCCAGUUCACCAAAUAUCACAAGGACCAGUGUUUUCAGGACAUUGUUAAAAAGAGAAGGUGUGGAAAGAGGACUGUGGUGGACUGUUUUCUUGGCUGUGAACUUGUGGAGUGGCUUCAGCAGGUGGGCUUGGCUCAGGACUGUGGUGAGGCAGUACUCUAUGGUAUACGGUUACAGCAGGGUGGUGUGCUCCAGCAUAUCAAGCAGGAAUACAGCUUCGAAGACAGUCUCCUUUAUUACCGCUUCAUGGUAUAAGACAGAAAGGUGAACGUUGACAGUUAAAUCCCAAAGGUAAAUGACAUUUCAGUCCAUAAAAAAGUGCCUGCCAAAUGUAUCCUGAGGUUGAUUAACAGGAUGAACAACACUGAUCUUUAAAGAGCACAGGCACCCAGACUGAAGAUUCUGUUUGCUGCGCCAUGCUCUUGUUCACACCCUGUGCAGCACAGCCCUUCCAAAUACAUUCUUGUGCAGCAGAACAUCAUAGUUGGGUGCUGGAACAGACCACACCUGACCGCGAUGUUAGGUGUGUUAAGAAGUGCAACAGAAUUGAAACUUUCAAACUUAAAUGCCAGAGCACUGUGCAUUGUGGGGAGUUGGUCUUAAAAGGGAAUUAACAAUGUACACAUACAGCAUGUAUGUGUAACAAAAGGAAUUUGUAAAAGGAAUCUUUAAAAUCAUCUCAGUCUUAUUUUUGCAGUAUUACAUUUAACAUUUCACUUACUAGGUUAAUUCCUGAGAUAUGUUACAGCAGUUCAUCAGGGCAGGAACAUCAGCUGUCAGAUGAUCAUACAUGUACAAUAAACUCCCAGUUUAGCCAUAA
Molecule: messenger RNA, 3313 nt
Organism: Toxotes jaculatrix (banded archerfish)
Lineage: Eukaryota; Metazoa; Chordata; Actinopteri; Toxotidae
Gene: gpr155a
Product: G protein-coupled receptor 155a
Exons: 16
Coding region: 286-2748 (820 amino acids)
Biological process (GO): transmembrane transport; intracellular signal transduction
Cellular component (GO): membrane
Source: RefSeq, a predicted model, not a curated record